This is a messenger RNA of Labrus bergylta (ballan wrasse), 2056 nucleotides long. The record is from RefSeq and is a predicted model, not a curated record. NCBI's taxonomy places the organism in Eukaryota, Metazoa, Chordata, Actinopteri, Labriformes, Labridae.
CAUCAGGCCACCUUCCACACUCCGUUCAGUCAGCUGGGUCAGAGUGCUGAGGGCUGCUCGUCCUACACCUUCCCCAAGAUCAUGGGCCACGCAAAGGCCACUGAGAUGCUGCUGUUCAACAAGAAGCUGACGGCGGCUCAGGCGUCUGAGCUCGGUCUGGUCACCGAGGUUUUCCCUGAAAGCAGCUUCCAGUCUGAGGUUUGGACCCGACUGAAGAGCUACGCCAAGCUGCCUCCCAAGUCCCUCGCCUACUCCAAACAGCUGAUCCGGUCGACAGAUAAAGAGCGUCUGCACGCGGUGAACGAUGCAGAGGUGGAGCGUCUGAUGGAGCGCUGGCUCUCAGACGAGUGCAUGAACGCCAUCAUGACCUUCUUCCAGGCCAAGGCCAAACUCUGAGAGAGACGUGUGUGAGUGUGUGUGACGGAGCGAGAGAGAGUGUUUCUGACAUAAUCAGGUGAAGAUAAAUAAUAACUUUAAAAUGUCGUGAACUGACAUAGAGACGGAACUCAAACACAACUUUAAUUAAUCUGUACAAUAGACUGUAAUUAAGAACUGGAGCCAGUGAAGAAGAGCCUUAAACCUGCAGUAUUUCUUCUGACCAGCAGGGGGUCUGAUUGUAUAGAAGUCUAGGUACAAUUUUACUAAUCAUUUUAUUUGAUCUCUAGUUUCAAGUCUUUUUUCAACACAGAUUGAUUUAGAGUCAAAGAGACCAGAAAGAGGGGGCGGGGUUAGGUGUGGGGCUUCCUCUGAUUGACAGGUGGCUUACAUGGGAAACUAAAUGUUUAGUUCAGGGUUAGGUUGAUCCACAAGAAGCAAGAAGGAGAGGAAUGUUCAUCAUGGGUGAGACAAUGUACAUAUCUCACCAGACGAGACGAUAUCGUAACAUCUUUUAAGAAAACUUUGACGACGACAAAAGAUACGACUGGAACAGUCUUUCAUUCCUUUGAAAUGCAAAACAAUGCAACUGAUUUCACUAGUAAUCAGUUUCCCCGUGAGCCGCUGCAUCCGUAACAAGUUUGCUGUGAUCUACAGAAAUCUUUAUGAUCUUUGAGCUUUGACAGUUUUAAACACGUAACACACUCACACCUGGUUCAUUUAGUGGAUGUGUGUGUGAGUCGGACAAAACAAACGAGGAGCGUUUGUUCAAAACUGUGUCUUCAGUUUUUGGAGUAAACACUCAAUGCUCAAUAACAGAUUUUACAGCUGCUCUAACAUUCAGUGUCUGAUGGAUGUUAUACACAGCCACCAGCUGAUGCACGAUUAAUACAGACAUGGGGAGAUUCAACAGAGAAGCUCCUGUAUUAGUUUUAGUUUCAUAUAAAAACUCUUCUUUGACGCUUUACUCUUGUUUUGUCUGUUGUUUGUCACCUUCCAAAUCUAACAGCUAACGUGAAAUAUCGACGCUCAUAACUUGGGACUUCCUAACCCGUAUCUCAUCUUUAGCUCCACCCUCUUGUCCAGAUAAACGAGAUGGUGUCAGCCAAAUUAACAAACUUGCUUCAAAACCGUCCUCAGAUCAACAGGUGACAUCAUGUUGACUUCUUCCGCUUCUUUUAUGCAGUUUAUUCUUAUAUGCUCUUUUCUGUCUUUUUCAUCAUGUCAACAGUUGACGUGCAGAUUUCACUGCAGUUGUUUGAAACGGAGUCACCAGAAGCUUCCAUGUUAAUCUUUUUAUUUGUAUCUAACACCAAUGGUUUGUCAGAUUUUCAGUCCUGCAGACCCUGCUGCUUGAUAACCAUCACUUUGACAGACUGUACUCUAAAAGAUCGCUUUAACAAACCUGCCUUCAUUCUCUGCAGCCUUCUUCUUUUUAAACAACAUUUAUUUCACUUUUAUCAGACUGUGAACUCGCACCUCGAUCUAACAUCUGUAAUGUUUGUAAAUGUGAUGAUUGUUAAGAAACACAAAGGACUCAGUUUAUGUUUGAGACUCUGUUAAUGGGGAAAGUGCCUUUCAACACUUUACAACAUCUGUGAGAGCGACGGCUUCAAAUCUGAUCUUUGUCCCUUGUUUUCUCCAUCGAUCAAUAAAAGACCAGAAUAUUUAACAAUUUAAA